Molecule: messenger RNA, 1044 nt
Organism: Rotaria sordida
Lineage: Eukaryota; Metazoa; Rotifera; Eurotatoria; Philodinida; Philodinidae
Source: the annotation of a GenBank genome assembly
AUGGCAUCAUCAUUACCGAAGAAAAAUUUCAGCUCAUCAAAAGAUCAUACUGAUGAUCUUGAGUGGACUAAAGAUAUCAAUACUAAUUCGUUUUUAACUGAAGAACGACGUCUUCGUAGUUCUAAACAAUGUUCAGUGAAAAAUCCUACUACUAAUCAAAUGUCUCAAAAACGUUUAAAUAAAUUUAAUAUUCGUGUUAAUCAAAUGACACCUGAACAACUUGAUGAGGAACUAAAAAAACGACAAUUAUCAACAAGCGGUGAAAUUGAAAUUCGACGUUUUCGUUUGAAACAUUAUUAUAAAUGUGAAUUAAUAUCUGGAGGUGAAAAUCCAUUAAAAAUGAUAGAACAACAUUUUGAAUAUAUUGCUGUUGUUGAUUUUGAAGCAACAUGUGAAGAAAAAGGAGACAAUAGUUAUCAACAUGAAAUAAUUGAAUUUCCAAUUGUAUUAAUUAAUGUACAACAACAAAUUAUUGUCGAUAAAUUUCACUCAUAUUGUCGACCGAUAAUCAAACCAAUUUUAUCGAAAUUUUGUACAGAAUUAACGGGUAUUGAACAACAUCAAGUAGAUAAUGCUCCUCCGUUUGUUGAAGUUCUUCAUAAUGUUGACACAUGGUUAAAUGAACGAAAUCUUUUAUCAUCAUUAAAUAAACGUAAAUUAGCAUUUGCUACUGAUGGCCCAUGGGAUUUUGCGAAAUUUCUUCAAAUGCAAUGCCAUUUGAGUUCAAUAGAUUAUCCACGAUGGGCUAAAGAGUGGAUUAAUAUUCGAAAAGAAUUUGCUAAAUUUUAUCCCGUACGACGAUGUGGUAUUGAACAAAUGUUGAAAAAUCUUGGUCUUAGUUUUGAUGGUCGUCGUCAUUCAGGUAUUGAUGAUGCAAUCAAUAUAGCACGAAUAACUUUGGAAUUAAUGAAGGAUGGUUGUGUUUUAUUAUUCAAUGAUGAUAUACAUGCAUCUGAUCCAAAAUUUGCAGCAUUGAAUGAGAAAAAAACAGAAUUUAAUAAGAAUACUGAUGAUGAAAAUGAUCUAAUUGUUUUUGAAGAUUAA